Orbicella faveolata is the source of this 1029-nucleotide messenger RNA. RefSeq lists its product as uncharacterized. NCBI's taxonomy places the organism in Eukaryota, Metazoa, Cnidaria, Anthozoa, Scleractinia, Merulinidae. The record is from RefSeq and is a predicted model, not a curated record.
UUGUCUUGCUUCACACCGCUUCACACUCAAAAGAUCGCAUCACGUUCUACUUUCUUGAAUCGACGUGUUAGGAUUAGGUGUGUUCCAAUUCACUCAGUUUUGUAUUGUACAAACAAGCAAUGGCUGAUAGUGGAGCAACCGGACGAAAGAUAGUUUUGGGUGUGGAUGCCAGCGACCACAGUGUGCGAGCUUUUGAUUGGUACAUCAAGAAUAUUUGUAAAAAAGAAACAGACACUUUACUUAUUAUCCAUGCCCAGGAGUAUCCAACCAUUCCUGCCGCUCCCUACCCCUAUGGUUAUGCAUACUAUGAGGAGUGGCAGCAUUUAGUGCAGAAGAGUGACCAGCAAGUGAAGGAACUGUUGGAAAAUUUUGGAACAAAAUGUAAAAAUCUUGAGCUAAAGUUCAAGUUGUACAAGGAGGAAAACAACAGGCCUGGAGAAGUGAUUUGCAAACUGGCAGAAGAUGAGAAUGCCCAGUUUAUAAUCAUGGGUUCCCGUGGUGUUGGAACACUGCGCCGCACCUUCCUUGGCAGUGUUAGUGAUUAUACUGUCCAUCACACCCACAUUCCUGUGGUGGUUGUUCCACCUCCUCAUCCUCACGGCAACCAUCCUCAUCCUCAUGCAAGUUAACAAUGAUGGCUGAUGACCCUUAGAGUACUUCAGUCAUGUGUUAUAUUAUUUUGCACUGAUUGCAUGUUGUCAAUAUUGCUCCUUGAUCUUGACAUAGAGAAGCAGAAUGAAACAAAUUAUGGUAAUUAAUUUGUCAGAGACUAUGAGGAAAUUUGACUGCAGGAAACUAGAUUGUUUCUUGUUGAUGGAAAAAAAAAAUUGGCCAUGUUUCUUUAUGAAGUAAGAUUCCUUUUUUCAGAAAUAAGUUGCAGAUCUCUAAAUUAUCUAUACUGCACUAUUCAUGAUUCAUUCCUUGUAGGUCAACUAUUGAUUCAUCUUUAUUCAAUUAUGCAUCUGGUUCUGUAAUAUGUGUUUGGUUUUGAAGUUGCUCAGAGGAGAAAUAAAAUAAUUAUUGAUAGCA